Molecule: messenger RNA, 3861 nt
Organism: Branchiostoma belcheri (Belcher's lancelet)
Lineage: Eukaryota; Metazoa; Chordata; Leptocardii; Amphioxiformes; Branchiostomatidae
Product: venom phosphodiesterase 2-like
Exons: 30
Coding region: 299-3502 (1067 amino acids)
Molecular function (GO): metal ion binding; nucleic acid binding; hydrolase activity
Source: RefSeq, a predicted model, not a curated record
UUUGGAACGAAUGGAAUUCCGUAAACAUCGUUCAGUCAUGGCAGGCCAGGGCAUGGCCUCGUCAGUUCUCAUUUUGGGUUUUAAAAUCGUUUUUCUAUAAGUUGUAUAAUCAUGGCUAGAUAUCUCACUGGCUCAAAUGCUUGGCCAAAUGAUGGUGGACCUGCCCUUUCCUUGACAUGCUUGUUGGGAACGAACGUUCGAGAGAACACGUUGGUAGGCCAGACAAGUAGGACCAAGUAAAGAAGGACCCGUCCACGAGCGAUAACGACAGCAACUUCUGACAGUUUUGUUCGAGACAAUGGAUAGAUCUACUGACCAGCUGGAGUUCCGGGACAAGGAUUUCGACCUGGAUUCUCCCCGUGGUAUCAAAUUUGGCGGCGUGUCGUCCAAGAAACGCCUGCUCACAGGUGGCGUAGUGGUUCUGCUCCUAGCAGUAGUUGGUUUGGCAGUCGCAUUAGGCGUUGUCCUGUCAAGAGGCCCUCCUCCUAAAGGUAACGUCAACGGUGCGUCGACGCAUGGUCCCACAGCGCCUCCUGCCGGAACAGCCUUGCCUGGCAGGGAAAGGCGGUACAAUGGCGAGGUCGUCCUGACCUUUGUUCGAGGAGAGCCCGCCAGUUUUUCCGACGAUCUCGCUGAUGGCGCUUCAGCACUAUUCGUGGAGUUGGCCACUUACAUCGAAAGAGAGAUCAAUGCUAUUUUCUCGGAAGGAGACCUUAAGAAUGUCUACAGUGAUACCGAAGUUACGGGCUUUGCCGAAGAUGACUCGGGAAUCGUCGCAAACUUUGUUCUACGGCUCCGGUCAUCAAAAUUCCCAGCAGAGAUUACCGCAACUUUCCGAAAUGGCCUCGGAGGUGCCGAAAACAACUUACUGGGAACCGGCGGUUACGUCAUUCUUCCCGAGUCCCUGGUCAUUCAGGGCGAAGGUGACGUGACGACCACGAAGUUGCAGAUGACGCUGACAGCCAUGGCCGGCCUGCCUGCGCAGUACACCGACAGCCUGGGCGACGAAAACUCGGCUGACUUCCAGAAACACGCGGUAGCCAUCGAAGAGUCGGUUGACAUCCUUUUCCAAGGGAGCGACAUAGCGUCCACUUAUGAAGGCUGCAAGGUGGUGUCUUUCCGAUCGGCACCGUCAGGGGGCGUUCUUAUGGAGAUAGAAAUCUACCAAGCAGUGGAUGCGGCAGUUGCGGCGGUCCACUUGGCCAACAUCUUUGAGACUCGUCUUGGCGGCGGGUUGAACAACAUCUUGGGGAGCGAAGGCUACUUUGUGGACCCAGGCUCACUCCUAGCAGUGCCGAGCUGGCUGGGUGAUGACGUGGUGCCGGGACCAGAGCUCUCCUGUCCUCCAGGAUUUUCCGAGCCCCCCUUGAUACUGAUCUCCCUGGACGGCUUCCGGGCAGACUACCUUCUGAGGAACGUCACGCCCUACCUGGGCAAACUGAGUAGGUAUGGGUCCCAUGCACCGUACAUGAGAGCACAGUACCCAACCAAGACCUUCACAAACCACUACACUCAGGUCACCGGCCUGUACCCGGAGUCACACGGUAUCGUCGACAACCUGAUGUACGAUAACGUGUUCAGGGCCACCUUCAGACUGUCCAGCUCGGAAGCCAAGAAGGCUCGGUGGUGGGGAGGGGAGCCGUUGUGGAACACAGUAGAGCAGCAGGGACUGAAGGCGGCCACGUACUUCUGGCCGGGGUCAGAUGUGGACAUCCAGGGCAUGCGGCCAAGCUACUAUUACGAUUACGAUGGGAGCGUGUCCUAUGAAGACAGGGUAGACCAAGUCCUGCAAUGGUUAGAACUGCCUCAAAAUGAACGACCCAGCCUGCUCAUCACGUACUUUGACCAGCCGGAUCUCGCAGGGCACAUAAACGGACCGGACAGCGAAGCCGUGUAUAAGGAGAUGAUGCGUGUGGAUGCGGUCAUCGGUCGGCUCAUGGACGGUCUGCUCGCCAGGAACCUGUCGGACUGUGUGAACGUGGUGGUGGUGGCAGAUCACGGUAUGACACCAACGAGCUGCGACAGAGUUGUUUUUCUGGAAGACCUGAUUGACAUCAGCCCGCUGUAUGUGUCACGUGAUGGUACGCUCAUGCGCGUCACUAGGUCCUUCUACGCACCGGAAUCUUAUGUCUGGGAUCCCGAUGGCUUGGUGAAGAAUCUGACGUGCGCCGAUGACCACUUCACGCCCCACACUAAGCAGGCCGGACUGCCCAAGCGGCUCCACUACGCCAACAACCGCAGGAUCGAGGACGUCGUGUGCACGGUGCAGGAUGAGUGGCUGUUCGCCAGGACGCACAGUUUUAGUCGCUGUGAAGGCGGCGAGCAUGGCUACGACAACGACUUCAGAAACAUGUCGGCAUUGUUUACUGCUUACGGACCCGCCUUCCAUCAGGGUCUCGUGGUUGACCCUUUCGGCAACAUCGAGCUGUACAACAUGUUCUGCGAUUUACUGGGCGUAACUCCCGCCCCGAACAACGGCACCAGGGGCAGUCUGAACCACCUCCUGCGGCAGCCCAGGGCGACUCCCCCGCCCCAGGAGGACGGUCUGGACCCUGCCAUGACCUGCUCAUUUCCCAGCACCGCGUCUGACUACGACUCUAUCAUCGACGCGACCAUGUCCGGGUGUCUGUGCAACGUUGACCAGUGGAGUACAUAUGACCAAAACCUCAACCUGACGGAUUCACAAGUCUCAGAGUAUCAGCAACUUCACCUGCCUUCCGGAACGCCCCAGAACGUCUUCACCCCGGAAUACUGUGUCCUGACAACGGCCAAGUACGUCACAAGCUUCUCCCAGCAGUACGUCAUGCCGAUGUGGACGGCGUUUACACUGGACCAAACCACGCAGGGCCUCUCGUCCGAGAUCGCAGACUGCCUGCGGACAGACGUCCGACUCCCGGCGGGGCAGGCGGCCUCCUGCUCCGAGUACCAGAACACGAGCCUGUCCACAGGGUUCCUCUAUCCGCCAGGUCUGAGUGCGGACCUGACGGGACAGAUGGACGCCUUGGUCAUGUCUAACGUCGUGCCGCAGUACCGGGGAUUCAAGGAAGGCAUUUGGAACUUCACAAUGAGCCUAGCGGCCAGUUGGGCACAGACGUAUCAAGGCGUCCAUGUUGUCGCUGGACCCAUAUUUGACUACAACUUUGAUGGAGUGAGGGACAACAUUACAGCCGACUACAUGAGGUUCGUUGAGGACACUGUGACAGGCGUGCCCACCAGGAUCCCGCUGCCCACACACUACUUCGUGACGGUCACCAGGUGUGAUGGGGACAAUCCUCCCACAGUGACGUGUCCCAGGUGGCAGGUGGUGUCUUUCAUCCUGCCGCAUGCAGACAGCACCCCCACCUGUAUGCCUAUGCGGGAGUACCUGUCGAUGCACGUGGCCCGUGUGAAGGACGUGGAGCUGCUGACGGGCCUGACGUUCUACCGUGACCUCCCCGUCACCGAGGCCACCCGGCUCAGGGUCCACCUGCCUGAGACCCAGGACCUCUGGGCAUGGGCAUAGACUCACACGUGGGGCUGCAGUUUACAUGAUUUGGACGAGAACUGGUGGGGACAUGAUGGUGGAGAUACUAGUUCACUGUAGUAAAAAACCCUAGUCUCCACCAGACUCCUUUGCAGGCUGAAUAAACAGUAGAAAUCGGCCUGAAAAUAUAACUGGCCACAGGAGUUGGCCGGCCAUAGAGGGUCCAGUUUGCACGGACACAUACGACCAAUCUGAACCGCUAACCAGUUUGUAACACACACUGUUCAUCUUCUGUACUAAUGUUAUCAUGCCCUCUUACUCAGUAAAAUGAUUUACCCUAACUUAACUCUAAUUGGACCAAUCCGUACCCAUAUGUUUCGUGGAAUGUGACUAGCUGC